This is a messenger RNA of Danio aesculapii, 2876 nucleotides long. It is a transcript of the gene aifm1, whose product is annotated as apoptosis inducing factor mitochondrion associated 1. Gene Ontology annotation, cellular component: cytoplasm; mitochondrion. The coding region runs from base 111 to 2363 and encodes 750 amino acids. The transcript has 19 exons. The record is from RefSeq and is a predicted model, not a curated record. Gene Ontology annotation, molecular function: NAD(P)H oxidase H2O2-forming activity; FAD binding; protein dimerization activity. NCBI's taxonomy places the organism in Eukaryota, Metazoa, Chordata, Actinopteri, Cypriniformes, Danionidae. Gene Ontology annotation, biological process: mitochondrial respiratory chain complex assembly; apoptotic process.
AGGAGCUGUGUGUGACCUGAGAAGGUCUCCGGCCUUGUGCGAGAGCUGCACGGUGAGCGUGGCUGUACAUUUUUCCAGGCUGUUCCACAGAAAAGCACAGCUCAGCCGCGAUGUUUAAGUGCAAGACAGUAUGGAAUAAACUGGCUCCGCUGGCCCGGGCCUCGUCUACGUUGUGUCUGCAGAAUGCGAGGAAAUCAGUCCUGAGACAUGGCAGAAGGCUGGAGAUGGUUCAGAGGGCCCAGAUGUCAUCCAGGCCACCAGGAGGUGGUGGGGAAAAUGCUGUGUAUUUUGUCCUGGUUGGAGCAGCAUGUCUGGGGGGAGGCAUUUAUGCAUACCGCACUGUCUCACAGGACAGUGAAAGGUAUAAUGAGCGUAUGAGACAAAUUGCCAGUAGACAAAGUCAAGAGUCGAAGCCGGCUAAAGCUGUAGCUGAAGUUGCAGAAUCAAAGGAAGAACCUGCUGCUGAAGAACCAACUCUGAUAGAACCUGCUGUUGAAGAAUCUCCAGUAACAGAAGAUAUUUUGGAGUCCACUGAACCUGUAACAGAACCUAUUGUAGAACCGCCUGUUCCAGAACCCGCAGUGGAAAUUCUAUUAAUAGAACCCGUUGUUGAAGCCCCUGUUCCGGAAUCCUUUAUUGAAUCCCCAAUAAUGGAACCCGUUGUUGAAGCCUCUGUUCUGGAACCCAUCAUUGAAGCUACAGCAACGGAAACUGUUGCAGAAGCUCUGGAAGUUAUACAGAGUGAAGAGCCAAUAGCUCCUGUGGUUGAGAGUGAGCCAGUACCUGUAGUCAUCGCCGAGCAUGUUCCAGAGGCUUCAUCUGUUUCUGAGAGUGCUGCAGCUCCUGAGACAAGUCCUGCUGCUGCUCCUGCUGCGGAGCCGAUUGAUCUCACUGCUCCUCACCUGGAUGUCCUUGAACACGCUCCAUACCUGCUGAUUGGUGGAGGCACGGCUUCUUUUGCUGCUGCUCGCUCCAUUCGGGCACGUGACCCUGGUGCCAGGGUGUUGAUUAUCACAGAGGAGUCAGACUUGCCCUACAUGAGACCUCCUCUCUCUAAAGAGCUCUGGUUCUCUGAUGAUCCCAAAGUCACAGAAACACUGCGCUUCAAACAGUGGAACGGCAAAGAGAGGAGUAUUUACUUCCAGCCUCCCUCAUUCUACGUCAGUCCUGCAGAUCUUGCUAAGGUGGAGAACGGUGGUGUGGCUGUGCUCACCGACCGUAAGGUGGUGCACAUGGAUGUCAGAGGAAAUAAAGUCAAGCUGAGUGAUGGUUCAGAGAUCUCCUAUGAGAAGUGCCUCAUUGCCACAGGUGGGGUGCCGAGGAACCUGCAGGUGAUUGACAGAGCAGGAGAGGAGGUCAUUAAGAGGACAACCCUAUUUAGGAAAAUUGAAGAUUUUAGAUCUCUAGAGAAGAUCUCCAGAGAGGUUAAGUCCAUUACCAUCAUCGGUGGAGGUUUUCUCGGUAGCGAGCUUGCAUGUGCCUUGGGUCGCAGAUCUGCUGAUCCUGGCUUAGAGGUGAUGCAGCUCUUCCCAGAGAAGGGUAACAUGGGAAAAGUGCUGCCUGAAUACUUGAGUAACUGGACCACUGAGAAAGUCCGGACAGAGGGUGUAAAUGUAAUCACGGAUGCUGUAGUGAAAAAUGUGACUUACAAAAAUGACAAAUUGGAGAUCAAACUAAAGGAUGGACGAGUGGUGAAAACAGACCACAUAGUGGCAGCAGUUGGUUUGGAGCCCAGUGUGGAGCUUGCCAAAUCAGCCGGGCUGGAAGUGGACUCUGAUUUUGGAGGCUAUCGGGUUAAUGCUGAGCUCCAGGCUCGCUCCAACAUCUGGGUGGCAGGAGAUGCUGCAUGUUUUUAUGACAUUAAGCUGGGCCGCCGGCGUGUGGAGCAUCAUGAUCACGCAGUGGUCAGUGGCAGACUGGCUGGUGAAAACAUGACCGGAGCCAACAAACCCUACUGGCAUCAGUCUAUGUUCUGGAGUGAUCUUGGACCAGAUGUAGGAUAUGAAGCCAUUGGUAUAGUGGACAGCAGUCUGCCCACUGUUGGAGUGUUUGCAAAAGCCACAGCCAAGGACACACCAAAAGCAGCUACUGAACAAUCAGGAACCGGAAUCCGCUCAGAGAGUGAGACAGAGGCAGUUGCUGGAGUGUUGGAGGUGGGAACAGUGACCCCCGCACCUCCUGUCCAGCAGAAGGAGGAUUAUGGGAAGGGAAUAAUAUUUUAUCUGAGGGACAAGGUGGUGGUUGGUAUCGUUUUGUGGAAUGUCUUCAACAGAAUGCCCAUUGCAAGGAAGAUAAUCAAAGAUGGAGAGGAACAUGCAGAUCUAAAUGAGGUGGCCAAGCUUUUUAACAUUCACGAAGACUGAACAGUCUUUCGUUUUCUUUGUUCUCUUUCCACUGUCAGUUUGGAGUGAACUUGGGGAAACACACACAUGCACACAAAACAAACAUGAAGGCUUACAGCAGCCUGUCAUCUGACCUUGAAGCCUAAGAUCAGGACAUGCAGUGCUGCCUAUGGGCUGCAAGUUGGCGCUGUGAUUUCAUUGCGGCCAUGAAUUGGUUUAAACUAUCUUUCAAUUUUCUACUGAGGGAACUUCUCCUGUUGUUUGUAUUGAAAAAGUUGUGCUGUGUUUCUUUUUCUGUUGAGGUCAGUAAAUGUUCAUCUCUUCUUGAAUGCAUCCCUUUAUAAACAUUUCCUCCAAAGCCUAAAAUCCAUACAGGAGAUCCACUUUCAAUGAUUAUUGCAUUAAUGUUUCAUAUCCAAUCAAACAAAACCAGAUGAAAGACAUUCCUCUGACACCUGGUGGGUUUCUGCCUGCACGAAGCAAAGCAGCUGGUACAAAUGAAAACUGAAUAAAAAUAAAUUAUUUUAAUUAGUA